AUCAAGAAAAAUAAUGCCACAGUUUAUGGUGAUCCAUUCAAUACCAGUCAUGGUGUGUGAUGUUGAUCUAAUAGACACCAGUUGUUAUUGUCUAUGCUACAGUGCUACAAGCUGUCAUGUGAAGUGUUACGCAGUAGGAUACUGUAGAACAUUAAUGAAGGACAAAUGUAAUUUACAGAAAGUGAUACUCUUCCACAUUUAAAAUUUAGGAUCAAUUUAUUCCUAAAGUGGUGUGUUUGUGCUUAGUUCAUUUUGUUAGGAUUUGAAUAUGAUAUUUGAGUUUAUUCCCAACUGUUGACAUUCCACAGCAGAAAUGUUUCUACAAUCUACAGUCUCAAUAACUCAUUUGCACACAAAUAAUGCAGCAUUCACCGAAUUGCUUGCAAAGUAUACAGCUAUAAAUUUGUGAUUUAGGUUGCAUACAGUAUGUGUAAUAUAGUAUAUGGUGUUAAAUGUCUACCAACAUACACAGUAAAGAGAAUUACUCAGAUUAACAGAAUGCCAGACAUCCACAGGAAAGUCAACAACAUCAAUUUUAGGAGAACUGUCAAAGACCAUUAAAAAAGCUUGCAAUAAAAGUGUAGAAGGAGCAUGCUCAUAUAGUCCUACAAAUUGCUACUCUCUUAAUGUCCACUGACCGUUCCUCCUGAGUCCCCUCUCAACUACUCUUUCUCAGUGGUUUAUGAUAAAGCAGGGGACCCUUUGAAUUAGGUCAGUGUCCACCUCAAGAUAAUUUAUAGAUUUUGUGCCACAACUUGAUCCUCCGCAUGCAUUAUAUGGACAUGCAGACUGUUUAAUGUCUGCCAGAGACAUGAUCCAUUUUAAAGGGAUAGUUCACUAAAAAAAAUUAAAUUCUUUGAAAUUAAAAACCUUAUUUACUCCCCUUCAUGUUGUUCUAAACUUAAGACUUGACCUCUGUGGUACACAAAAGGAGAUGUUAGGCAGAACGUUAGUCUCAGUCACCAUUCAUUUUAAUUGCAUCUUUUUUUUUUUCAUCAAUGAAAGCGUGAAUCAGGCUAGCAUUCUGCUAAAUAUUUACUUUUGUGUUCCUCAAAAGGAAGAAAGUCAUGGGUUUGUUUGGAACAACAUGAUGGUCAGUAAAUGAUUUACAUUUUUGGUUGAACUAUCCAUUUAACAGAGAUAGCAUAUUAUUGUUGACCUCAAGGGCUGGUGCAAAAUAGUGUUACUAAAAAUAAUUAAUUUGAUAAAAAGGAAUUUACAGGUUGAGACUUUGUUAUUCUGGUGUGCACUCUUGGCCAACAUUUCUCUUGAAUUAUAGGUUGUAACUUAGUAACGUGUUUCAUGUUUCCCACUUUGUCUAACAUUACAAAGACCAACAGAAACCCUGAAAAAGUGAAGGAAAAUCAUGAUGAAGCCUAUUAAAUUUAAGAAAGUACUAGAAGUCAAUUCAAAGGCAUAGUUCACCCAAAAAUUAAAACCUGUCAUAAUUUACACAUUCUCGUGUUGUUCCAAGCUCUUAUGACUUUCUGUCUUCCAUGAAACACAAAAGGCGAUAUUUGGGGCAAUGUGGUUCUUUGUCACCAUUUACUUUUAUGGCAUACUUCUUUCAUACAAUGAAAGUGAAUGGAGACUGAGGCUUUUUUUUUUUUUUGCCCUCUUUUAGUGCAAACUUAUGAAGUCAUGCAUGUGUUAGUUGGGUGUGUUUUUCUUGAAGUUUUACAUUGUCUUAAAUAUUUAUUAAUAUUAGAAGAAAAAGUUUUUAUAAUGUUUUAUGGUGGUCUACGUGAAGUAAACUCUGUUUUCUGAUAUCUGAAAUCACGGGCCAAAUAGUCAGAUCUUAAUAUUUUAAUAUAAUGGCUUAAACCUUUAAUGAAGCAAAAUUCCUUCUAUUUCAUAUGUAUACAAAGAGAGAGACAGAAUACAUGUAAUAGCUACAUUGGCUACUAUUUUCUUUUUUUUUCUUUCUUUUUUUUUUUUUUACACGUACUACAGUCCCCACAAAGUGAUGAGGCAGUGUGUUAGCAUUUCAGGAAUUGUGUUAUAACAAAGACAUGACCUACAACCACCAGACGUUUAUCUUUGGACAGAUAAACUAUCUUGUGAAUGGCUAGGCGGUAAAUACUCCUAUUUGUAUCCAUGAAGCUACAUGUGAGGGGGGGGUAAGGAAAGGAGGGAGAAUGGCAGGUUUAGUUGAGAACCCAACAAUUCGAUCCCAUUGAUGUGUUUCAAGAAGCAGUGGUACUGUAACUCAAGACAAAUACCAUGUCAGACUUUGUGGAACUAUUCUAAGCAUCAAUUGCUGACACCAAACCUGGGGGGCUGGGAGGUGGCACACCAAGCGGCUUAACAAGACCCACCCACAGGAACCGCCAGUCACUAAGAAGACCGCUUGACUUGCUCCGAUUCACCGCUGUGAAAUAUCUGGCUGUUUUUAGACUUGCUCACAUGAUGUCCAAACCUUUGCAGUAGCUCAGUGAAUAUUUCCAGAUGUUCCCUUUUCUUAAGGGUAGUUCAUAGUUGUGUUGCUUAAGCCUCUUGACAGAGUGUGUAUGUGAAGGUAAAUAGCAGUUAUCUUAGUAAGAAGAUCGGCGAUAAGCGUCUUUUCUGACCUUGGAUCUUUUUAGAGGCUGAAGUUGAAUUUCAGCAGGGACACAUGGUCCAGAGUGACAUGGCCAUCUGCUGUAGCGCCAGCACUGCAAUGGGAGGGAGGAGAGAGAUGAAGGGGUGGUUUGUAGGGUACAGAGAAUUCCUCCCUCUCGGGUGUGGAGGGAGUAGAUAUUCUGGGAGAUCAUUGCCAGCACCUUGGAUUGGAACUUAUUUCUUUAGUGUCGCAUAUUUCCUUGAACUCUCUUUACCAGCUUUCAGAGGGGAUUGUGCUUGGGUUUUUAAGAUAUUAUGAUUUUGUGAUUCUCAUAAUUUUUUUUGAAGUUCUCCCAAUGUGAAUAAUGAUCUUGACUCUGAAGCCCUUGCAUGCUGUGCAAAGUUGAAGUUUGUUCAGCAUCUCUUUGCACCUAAAGCUGAGAGUUGUGGAUUAGAGAAGGAAGCAAGUGGGCCGAGCUCUGGGGUGGAUUGUCGUUAACACGUCUUCUCUUUUGGUGUGUUAACGUGCAAUUACAUAAUUGUACACUUGCGCUUCCCCGGAGGUCCGAAGAGCCAGACGGAUGAUUAUUUUUAUGAGGGACUUUGUCGCAGAAAUGGGUCAGGACCAAACCAAACAGCAGAUUGAGAAGGGAUUGAGGCUGUACCAGUCUAAUGAUACAGAAAAGGCUUUAUACAUCUGGAUGAAAGUGUUAAGGAAGACAUCUGAUCCUGGGGGGAAGUUUCGAGUCUUAGGGUGUCUGAUCACAGCAAAUUCAGAAAUGGGGAAAUACAAAGAGAUGCUACAGUACUCUUUAGCUCAGAUAAACACAGCCAGAGAGAUGGAAGACCCGGACUACUUAACAGAGGGCUAUCUAAACUUGGCACGCAGCAACGAGAAGCUUUGUGAAUUCCAAAAAACUGUCUCGUAUUGUGAGACCUGCUUAAACAUGCAGGGCACCACUGUUAGCCUACAGCUCAAUGGGCAAGUGUGUUUGAGCAUGGGCAAUGCCUAUCUGGGCCUUAGCGUCUUACAAAAGGCCUUGGUGAGCUAUGAGAAGGCCCUGCGUUAUGCUCACAACAAUGACGACAAGAUGCUAGAGUGCAGGAUUUGUUGCAGUUUGGGCAGCUUCUACAUCCAGCUUAAGGAUUAUGAGAAAGCACUCUUCUUUCCUUGCAAAGCAGCUGAACUUGUAAAUGACUAUGGUAAGGGGUGGAGUCUAAAGUACCGUGCCAUGAGCCAGUACCACAUGUCGGUGGCCUUCAGGAAGCUGAUGCGCUUGCCAGAUGCAAUGGAAUGCUGUGAGGAAUCAAUGAAGAUUGCGUUGCAGCAUGGGGAUCGGCCUCUUCAGGCAUUGUGUCUGCUUAACUUUGCUGAUAUCCAUCGCUGUCAAAAAGAUGUUGAUAAAGCAUUCCCUCGAUAUGAUUCCUCCAUGUGUAUAAUGUCAGAGAUUGGCAACCGACUUGGACAAGCAUCCAUCUAUGUAGGAGUGGGGAAGUGCUGGAUUUUACAGAAGGAAUAUGAUAAGGCUCUGGACUCACUGCAACGAGCACAUGAUCUGGCAGAGGCAAUUGGAAAUAAGCUGUGUAUUCUGAAGGUGCACAGCCUGUGUGAAGGUAUCUACCGAUGUAAGGAGCAGCAUGACGAGUUGAGAGAGCAAGUGGUGAAGUUCCUGCAGUGUGUGGAAGAGCUGGAGCUAUACUGUGGCAUGUGCGGGGAGUCCAUCGGAGAGAAGAACCAGCAGCUGCAGGCCUUGCCCUGCUCUCACAUUUUCCACCUCAAGUGUCUACAGACAAAUGGCACAAAGGGUUGCCCGAAAUGUCAUCGCUCAUCUGUGAAGCUGGGUUUUGUAUGAGGUUUACCAUCCUGCUUUGGACAAACUGGCUGAAUCCCAUCACAGUGACCCAUCCGGGAGCAAAAGAUCCAGGACCUUCUUCCAGGAAGCUUUCGAACUGGACAAAGCAAGGUUUUCCAGUGUUUACAUCCUGUCCUUUUGGCAACUGGAAAUAUUGUGGUAAUGACAGGACAUGAUAGUCCAAUGCGUGAGAAGUCACUGAAGAGGGCAGAUAUUUCUCUGAGAAAUAUAUCACUUAUUGGUAUGACCACAGAGGGCUAAACUGACCUCACAAUGCUCACAUCGCUGCAUCAGUGUUGGACAGAAACUUCAAAACAGCUUCUCACUGGACAAAGCAGCAUUGCUGUCCUGUCAUUGUGGAUAUUUGCCAAAGAGGUGAGAGCUUUACAUAUCACCUGUUUAUCUCAGUGGACAUUUGCCUAAAUGCAGAAUGCAGAUCUUCAACAAACAUUGGUAACACUUUACAAUAAGGUUCUAUUUGUUAACAUUAGUUAACAACAUCAGUUAACAUAAACUAACAAUGAACAAUACUUAUACAGCAUUUAUUAAUCUUGGUUAAUGUUAAUUUCAACAUGUUGUAAUACAUUUUUUUAAAUCAAGUUGUGUUUGUUAAAAAAUAUAUUGUUCAUUGUUAGUUCAUGAUACCUAAUGCAUUAACUAAUGUUAAUGAAUGGAACCUUAUUGUUAAGUGUUACCCAAACAUUUCUUGUGUUAAUAUUGUGUAUUUAUAAUUUUCUAAGCAAUUACUUCUGCUACAAACCCAAUGUCAUUUCUUCAGAAUGUGUAAAUGAUUUGUUAAUGCCAUUAUUUAUGUAAUUUUAAAAGGAUAAAAGGGUUUUUGGUCAGCAGAAUCGGUAACACUUUACAAUAAGGUUCCAUUUGUUUACAUUAGAUAACAACAUAGGUUAACAUGAACUAACAAUGAACAAUACUUUUACAGAAUUUAUUAAUCUUAGUUAAUGUCAAUUUCAGCAUAUACAAAAAUAUUUUUUUACAUUUAUAUUAGUUAACAUUUAGUUAAUGUAUUAUGAAUUAACAAUGAACAAUUGUAUUUUUAUUAACUAAUAUUAACAAAGAUUAAUAAAUGCUGUAUACAAUAUAUUAUUCAUUGUCUUUACAUGAUACCUAAUGCAUUAAUUAAUGUUAAAGAAUGGAACCUUAUUGUAAAGUGUUACCGCAAUAUCAGACAUGCUGGUUCUAUUUAAAUUUGUUUGAAGUUUGUUUUGUGUUUGUAGAAAGCUCAGAUGUCUCUAACUGCCCUCCUGUUUUGUCAGUUUGUGAGCUGUAAUUUUCUGAGGUAACGGGGCAUGUGUUCAACUUAUUAACUUGACCAACUAUACAUUUUGUUAACUAUUUAUAUGACAAUUAUUUAUGAUAUUAUUUUCUUUUAUCAACAAUCUUAUACUGAACUCUGAUAUUAUUACACUGUUUCUGAUAAUAGUCAUUUUGGAUCAUUUAGAAGAAUAGUACAAUGAUUUUCUUUGACUCAACAGAAUGUGAAAAGUGCGUAUUUUUUCAAAUGCAUUUACAGGAUGCGCUGUUAGAAAUAUAGUUUUCAGAUAUCACAUUUAAAAUGUAUCUACCUUUUUUCACAUAAGAGGAUGUGAUCUAUAAUUAAUCAACAAAUGUUUUUAUACCUUUUCCCAAGAUAUCAAAGUGGCCCAAAUGUACUUUUUAUCUUUAUUUCUUUGUGGGCACUUUCAUUUUUCAAUCAAAAAUAAAUGUAAGCAAAUCCUUGUUUGAAAGUUAAAUUAUUGAACUAUGAUAAUAAUACAACAAUGUUUUGAUAUUUCCUUAAUCCUACACAUUACGAGAUAUAUGAUGGAUAACAUUUCAGUUAUUAUCUAUUAUACUUUUUAUAAGUAUCCAAUGGAUGUUAAUAGUCUUUUAUUAAUGACUAAUGAACGACUUUUAAUAAUUGCUAUUUCUGGUGCAUGUUUCUUUUGACUUUUUUUGACUUUUAACAGUGGACCCUAUUUCUGUGCCACUGUAAUUAUUCCAUUAAAAAUAGAAUAAUAAUAAUAAUACAAAUAAAACCAUAUAUUUUAUCAAAUAAAAUGGUUAUAGCUCCCAAGACAAGGUUAAGCGUAUGCAAUUUAACAUUUUUAAAUAUUUAUUUCUGGUUGUGAUCAGACGUAUUCUCAUAAUGACAUAAAAAUAACAUGACAUUGCAAUUUAUAAUUGUUGAACUUUUUACAUGGGAGCAAAAUGAAAAUAUGCUGCUUAUUUGUUCCUCUUAGCUUAUUUUCAUAACUUUUAUCCACUUACUGUUUAUAUGCAUUAUAUAGAUUGUAACUUUUUUCUUAAAUACUAAGCUAACCACCCUGCUCUGCAUGCUGUGUAUUACAGAUGUCUCACAUCCUGGUUAAUCACAGGUCAUAACUACCUCUCACAAAAUGUGCAUGUUUAUUCUUCAGAAUCUUCUGAAAAUGAGACUGAACACUGAUGUAUUUAAGAGAAGUCCUGUGUAUACAGUCAAUUGACUUUUUCUAGUAAAUAUACAA
Molecule: messenger RNA, 6898 nt
Organism: Myxocyprinus asiaticus (Chinese sucker)
Lineage: Eukaryota; Metazoa; Chordata; Actinopteri; Cypriniformes; Catostomidae
Product: 43 kDa receptor-associated protein of the synapse-like
Exons: 8
Coding region: 3123-4394 (423 amino acids)
Biological process (GO): chemical synaptic transmission
Cellular component (GO): synapse
Molecular function (GO): acetylcholine receptor binding; protein-membrane adaptor activity
Source: RefSeq, a predicted model, not a curated record